AUGCAGCCAGUCCGAUACAGAUCUCAGCUUAUUAGCCUAUUUGUGGUGGUCUUGUCGGGCGUUCCGGCAAUCUCGGGAACAGCAGAUCAGUGGGACCUGGGAGUCAAUACAACAACAAAGUUUGGUUUCCUCUCCAGCGUGGUCUACAAACCUGUUGCCGGAUGCUUCGCCAUUGCCGGGAAGAUAUCCACAGGAUUCUGCGGCAUCUCGGAAGAUUUGACCCCGAACCCAGCGAGCGGCAAGUUUCAGAAGAAGAUUUGUGCUCCCAAUGGCGACGUUAUCACAAAGUUUCGGGUGCAUCUCCAGUUCUGCAAGAGCAUUGGGGAGACCUUCACGUUCGAUUCCUGCCUGAACAAACUGCUGGGAAGCACGAUCGAUCAAGAGUGCAGGGUGAUCGGAGGGAAGUUCAACGUUCAAGACCUCGUCACACAGAGACGACAAGUCCUGCCAGACUGCUGUAUCGCCUACUUCCAGGGCUCCACCGAGGUUUGCAACUGCGACCGCACUCUCCUUUCCCAGUACUGCAGUGACUUCUGCUGCUGCAAGAGUGUUCUCGACAACAUUGGGAUCUCUUCUAGCGCGGAGGAGCGUCUCGCCAAGGCUCAGCUUCGCCUGAUCGUGCAGCAAGAGUGCUGUGAAUCCUUGCUGUUCAACCAGUGCACCGCGACUGGCGACUGCAGGGAUGAAAACAGUCCCACCAAAUACCUCCAGCAGCUCACUGCCUUUCCCAUGUGCUGUCAGUACUGCUACGACAUCUACGACCGGCGAUGCAGCUUUCAGACGACGGAGCAAGCAACGGGGCAAACGUACUUCAUCUCGAUGAAGUCAAGGCAGUACCUGCCCAAGUUGAAGAAGCUGUGUGAAGAGACCUUGCAGUGCAAGAACAGCAACCCUUGUUCCUCUGCGGCGAUUGUGCCGCUGAAUCUCCUUCUGGUGCUGGUGAAGCGUCUUACUGCCAUGUCAUGUCUCAAGACUGAAGUGUGA
This is a messenger RNA of Guillardia theta CCMP2712, 984 nucleotides long. RefSeq lists its product as hypothetical. The transcript has 10 exons. The coding region runs from base 1 to 984 and encodes 327 amino acids. NCBI's taxonomy places the organism in Eukaryota, Cryptophyceae, Pyrenomonadales, Geminigeraceae. The record is from RefSeq and is a predicted model, not a curated record.